AAAUAAAACAUUGGUUUGUUUACAAAUGUAGCGGCAGUCUGUCCCAAGGAAUUUUCAUUUCCCUGAAUGCUGAGUAGAUACAGUAUUGUGACCUGCACACUAUCAGCGCUACUUGGAAGUUUUAAAACUACGUCUAGUAGUCAUCUCAGGAGAAAUUGUCAGCAGUUCAAUCCAUUUGGAUUUUCUAACCAGACGUGUUGGAUAUCAUCCCGAGCAGUAUCCAGUAUGAAGGGGAGGACGGUACAGAAGGCGGUACUGUCGGUGGAGCAGGAUGAGGGAGUGGGGGCAAGAGUCCGGCGAAGCAUAGGGAGGCCAGAGUUGAAAAAUUUUGACCCAUUCCUGAUGCUGGAUGAAUUCAAAGGAAAGGCACCAGGGGGAUUCCCUGACCAUCCACACAGAGGAUUUGAGACAGUCACAUAUGUCUUGAAAGGGUCAAUGAGACAUGAAGACUUUUGUGGUCACAAGGGGAUAAUUCAGGAUGGAGAUUUACAGUGGAUGACAGCUGGCCGAGGAAUUGUACAUUGCGAGAUGCCACAUGGAGAGGGGGAGGUACACGGACUACAGCUCUGGGUCAACCUGGCCAAGAAAUACAAAAUGAUUGAACCAGCUUAUCAGGAGCUGAAGGACAAGGACAUCCCAAGGACAACCAAAAAUGGGGUCACGGUCAAGGUCAUUGCUGGGGAAGCUUUUGGCAUAAAAUCUAAGGUAUACACACGCACCCCUACAAUGUAUCUAGACUUUAAGCUGGAUCCUGGAUCUAAACUAGAACAACCAAUUCCUUCUGGCUGGAGGUCUUUCUUGUACAUCCUGUCUGGCAAAGCCAAGUUUGGUCCAGCAGGAAAUCAGAAGGAACAUGAAGCUCAUCACACAGUGACCUUCAACGACGACGGAGACAGUAUACAGGUCGAGAACUCGGGGUCAACAGAAUGUCAUUUAGUAAUGAUUGCUGGAGAACCAAUCAAAGAGCCUGUUUUUCAGUAUGGUCCCUUUGUCAUGUCUUCAGAGGAGGAACUUCACCAGGCCAGAAAGGAUUAUCAGUUUGGGAGGAAUGGAUUCGAAAAUGCGCAUACUUGGAAUUCUUUUAUUGUCACUGAGGAUGAAAGUUGAUAUCUUUUGAUGACACUUUUUAGCUCACCUGAGCCAAACUCAAGUGAACUUUUCUGACUCAGAAGUACCCCAUCUGUUGUGUGCCAUCUGUUUUAUGUAAACAUUUCACCUUGAUGUUUUCAACUUCUCUCCAAAAGGACAGGACCGAUUUCAAUCAAACUUGCCACAAAGCAUCCCUGGGUAAAAGAGAUUCAAAUUUGUCAAAUAAAGGGCCUGGCAUACUAUCCUAAUUUUUAAGGGGAGAUAAGAAACGGUGAACAUUUUGAUGGGGUUAUUGAUUACCUUGCCAUGUCUUCUGAUUGAUUACAAUUAAUGACAAUAUUUUUUCAUAUUCUUUGUGGUGAUUUAUGUAGAUGAAUGACAUUGGCUCCCUGAAUUUAUAUACAAUCUUAUAAUGUUUUUUCUAGUUCUGUUUUUAUAUUUAUUGAACAAUUGAUAUACAUGUAUGAAUGUCACUUUAAAAGUUUACCAGACUUAAAGUGUUGGUAGUUAGAUAUAAAUUCAGAAUAGUGUAUAAGUAUUUCAACAAAAUGUUUGUUUCUUUAUACAUUACUAUGCAUACAUAGUACACCCUUGCUAUAAAUAAUCAUUACAUACAGGUUAUGAUAGGCAACACCAAUAAAAAUUGUAUUCAGCUAAUCUCAAAUUAUACUUGUGUCCAACAA
Saccostrea cuccullata (small rock oyster) is the source of this 1772-nucleotide messenger RNA. Its product is annotated as pirin-like. Gene Ontology annotation, biological process: monocyte differentiation. Gene Ontology annotation, molecular function: quercetin 2,3-dioxygenase activity. Gene Ontology annotation, cellular component: nucleus. The coding region runs from base 67 to 1107 and encodes 346 amino acids. The transcript is spliced from 9 exons. NCBI's taxonomy places the organism in Eukaryota, Metazoa, Mollusca, Bivalvia, Ostreida, Ostreidae. The record is from RefSeq and is a predicted model, not a curated record.